Messenger RNA from Mytilinidion resinicola, 1763 nucleotides. Its product is annotated as glucose/galactose transporter. Bases 1 to 1401 code for a protein of 466 amino acids. The record is from RefSeq and is a predicted model, not a curated record. Gene Ontology annotation, biological process: transmembrane transport. Lineage: Eukaryota; Fungi; Ascomycota; Dothideomycetes; Mytilinidiales; Mytilinidiaceae. Gene Ontology annotation, molecular function: transmembrane transporter activity. The transcript has 6 exons.
AUGGGCAUUUGGAAACGAAAGAUUGUCGUCGACGACAAUGCCAUCACUGAAGGAUCCGGCCUGACACUCAGACAAUCACUAUUACCUUGUGGUCUUGUAACGAUUCUCUUCUUCCUCUGGGGCUUCGCCUACGGUCUUCUCGACGUUCUCAACUCUCAUUUCCAAUCCACCCUCAACAUCAGCGCAAGCAAAGCCUCUGGACUCUCAGCCGCCUAUUUCGGUGCCUACUUCCUUUGCCCCUUGACAAUAUCUGGUUGGAUCCUCCGCCGCUAUGGUUUCCGCGUAACCUUUAUGAUUGGCCUCGCCAUCCUAGCAGUCGGUUGCCUCCUCUUCUGGCCAUCAGGCAUAAAAGCCUCCUUUGGCGGUUUCUGCGGCAGCAUGUUCGUCGUCGGCGCGGGCCUCUCAACCCUCGAAACCGGCGCCGAUAACUUCCUCUCCAUAUGUGGACCCCCUCGCUACUCCGAGAUCCGCCUCAACAUUGCACAAGGCGUGCAAGGCGUCGGAUCCUUCGUCGCACCACUUCUGGCAUCCCGUGUGUUCUUCGCGAAGACGGUAAACACGGCGCAGGGGCUCAAGAACGUGCAGUGGGUGUACUUGGGCGUAGCGUGCUUUGUCGCGUUGCUGAUUAUACUGUUCUAUCUUGCGCCGAUGCCUGAGGUCACUGAUGCGGAUAUGAAUAUCCAGGAGGAGGAUAUUGCGGGCGAGGAUGUUGGGCCAUUCAGGAAGCAGUAUAACCUCUUCUUUGGGGUGUGGUCGCAGUUUUGCUAUGUCGGUGCCCAAGUGGCAGUUGCGAAUUACUUUAUCAACUUCUGCCAAGAAGCCGGAUACACGCCAGCGAUGUCAUCCAACCUUCUCGCCGUCGGCCAAGGCACGUACGCCUUCAUGCGUUUCGUGACCGCCGCCCUCAUGACUAUGCGUGCCUUCAAACCUCGCUUCAUCAUGGCCCUUUACCUAGGGCUGUGCUUCAUCUUCGGUCUCGCGGCUGUUCUAACCCAUGGGAAGACCAGCGUGUCGAUGCUGAUUCUCGUUUUGUGCUUUGAGAGCGCCUGCUUCGCGACAAUAUUCACCCUUGCCCUGCGCGGGCUAGGCCGACACACCAAAAUCGGCGGCAGUAUGCUCGUCGCCGCGAUAUCAGGCGGAGCGGCUAUCCCGCCAAUGACGGGGGCUGUGGCAACUCAUACUGGCAACUUCCACACCGCUAUGGCUAUCCCAACCUCGUUCUACGUCCUCGCGUGGGUGUUUCCAGUCUACGCCAACUUCUUUAAUGCGAAGAGUUUGGAUGGGCAUCGUUCUACUGAUCUGAACAUUACGGCACCGGGCAUUGGGAAAGAGGAGGAGCUAGAGAAGGGUGGAGAGGAAAGGCAGGAAAGGGUGGAAGUGAGCGCUGGAGAGAAGAUGUGAAAUGAGAGGGGUAUGAUUGGGUAAGGCAAGGGUUGGGAUGUAUCGAUCAAAGGAGUUUGAAGAAUGGCAUGGAUAGCGGUUUGGUGGUUCUGUGGCCAUUUCAUCAUCUACUUUUACCUGCUUCAAGUAUGACAGUGCCUUGCUGAAUUUUGGGUACACUUGCUCACCACCGUUGGAGGUGCUUCGGCGCAUUCUAAAAGUCUUGAUAAGAUGUAAAGUCCCUGAGAGCAUGAAUCGGAGGAAUGUCGUGCGCUGACAGUGGGUCUACUUGUCCUUGUUUGUGGUGCUUUCAGCGCUUCAUCAUAAAUCGAGACGAGAUCAAAAAGGGCUUGCCCAAACUCGCGUCUGUAUUAGAAUAAAAG